AUGGCCUUCUUUCAAUUGAAGUACUGGCUCGGAAAGGCCCAGGUGCCUACAGAUCCUGGGUUAUCAACGGCGCAGCUCAUGUUGACAAAUGAUGAUCUUCGGCCAGUUGAGCCUGAACGUCGCCAGUGGGGGUGGUUGAAUUUUGUUGCAUUCUGGAUUGCGGAUUCCUUGAACGUGAACACCUGGAUGAUAUCCUCCUCGAUGAUAGUAGAUGGCCUUUCUUGGUGGCAAUCAUGGUUAUGCGUCUGGAUAGGUUACACAAUUUCAGCUCUUUUCGUCUGUCUCAUUGGCCGUAUCGCCGCCGUCUAUCGCAUUCCAUUUGCGGUGACCAAUCGAGCUUCAUUUGGCAUCUGGGGCUCAUUUUGGCCAAUCGUCAACCGGGCCGCAAUGGCCGUUAUUUGGUACGGUGUACAGGACCUGGAGAUAAUUCUGACCUUUUACUUAAUCAUAUUUUGCUCAGGUGAAUGUGUAACGUUGAUGAUUGCAGCCAUAUGGCCCAGCUACAACAAAUUGCCUAAUUCAAUCCCUGUGUCUGCGGGAGUGACUACAAAACAGUUUGUGAGCUUUCUGAUUUUUUGGCUAAUGUCUUUACCGGCUCUUUGGUUUCCCAUUUAUAAGAUCAGGCAUCUUUUCACGGUCAAAGCAUAUUUCUCGCCAGCUUGUGCUAUCGCAUUCUUUGGUUGGGCUAUUGCCCGCGCUCAUGGACUUGGUCCAAUCAUAACCCAGCCAAACACCGUACAAGGCAGUGCUUUAGCUUGGGCGUUUGUGAAGAGUAUCAUGAACUGCAUUGCAAACUUUGCUGCCCUUGUCAUCAACAACCCAGAUUUUACGCGAUAUGCUCGCGAUCCGAAGGAUUCGCUAUGGCCACAGCUGGUGACAAUCCCUGUUGGUUUUGCCGUCACCUCCUUUAUCGGCAUCAUUGUUUCCUCUUCUUCGAGCGUGAUUUUCGGUCAAGCCGUCUGGAACCCUUUGACGCUCCUUGGGAUGUUCUUAGAAGGAGCAAGCUCCGCCGAGAGGUUUGGAAUCUUCGUCAUUGCGGCAGGCUUUGCUCUUGCGCAGCUGGGGACAAAUAUUGCCGCAAACUCGGUAUCAGCAGGUACUAACCUCACUGCCCUCUUACCUCGAUUUUGUACGAUCCGACGUGGUGGAUACCUAUGCGCGGCUAUUGGGCUUGCGAUGUGUCCUUGGACCCUGGUUGCAUCUUCCAGCAAGUUCACGCUCUAUCUCUCCGCGUACUCGGUCUUUCUUUCUGCAAUUGCAGGGGUCAUGGCAAGCGACUAUUAUCUAGUACGCAAAGGAUAUCUUGAUAUCCAAGCUUUGUAUAGCGCUCGCAAAGAUGGCCCAUAUUACGGUAACUUCGGAAUCUCAUGGCAUGGAUAUGCCGCCUAUCUGUGCGGCAUUCUGAUCAAUAUUGUUGGCUUUGCGGGGGCUGUCGGGGUCGAUGUCCCCGUUGGAGCAAAAUACAUUUACGAUAUCAACUAUUUUUCGGGGUUUAUUGCCUCUGGGGCAGUGUACUGGAUUCUGGCCAGCCUAUUUCCUAUUCCUGCGACAAGCGACAGAUGGAAUGAAAUUCCCUACGAACCGCAUCACAUGUCAGACGCGGAGGAGAAGAAAGUGGAAGAUGUGUGA
Molecule: messenger RNA, 1629 nt
Organism: Penicillium canescens
Lineage: Eukaryota; Fungi; Ascomycota; Eurotiomycetes; Eurotiales; Aspergillaceae
Product: nucleobase cation symporter-1 family protein
Exons: 5
Coding region: 1-1629 (542 amino acids)
Biological process (GO): nucleobase transport; transmembrane transport
Cellular component (GO): plasma membrane
Molecular function (GO): nucleobase transmembrane transporter activity
Source: RefSeq, a predicted model, not a curated record